This is a messenger RNA of Trichobilharzia szidati, 7256 nucleotides long. The record is from the annotation of a GenBank genome assembly. NCBI's taxonomy places the organism in Eukaryota, Metazoa, Platyhelminthes, Trematoda, Strigeidida, Schistosomatidae.
AUUGGAUAUUGUAUAUUACAAGAGCGCAGUUUAGACAGUGCGCUACAGAUUGUAUGGCGUUGUCGUCAGAUAGCUACAUUAAAAAGGAUGCGCUGUCAUCUCUUGAGGACUUGUGUGUCAGAUGUGUGUGUAAGAAUCUGAAUGUUUUGACCUAUUUGAGUAAUGAAAAUUGUGAAGUUAAACGGAAAUGGAAGUUCCCUUAUCCUGGUUUUCGUCUUGUUGCCCGACCAUCUCAAAAGAUUUUACUACAACUUUGCAAGCGCAACGCCUUAGAUGAUGAUAGAAUGGGCCUUUUUACAGCGGAUUGUGUUGAUUUAAUGUCGCCAGUAAUCAAAGAAGCAAAUGUUGGUCCUUCUUCAUUGAAAGUUCUUAAAGAUUUUCAUCUUUACAGCCUCUCUGCGAUGAAUUUAACGAAAGUAAAUUUGAAUACUAUCAUCAGUUGUCUCGGUGAAUGGACUGUUCAAAAUUUGAUGUGUCUAAAUAUAUCGGGGACCUCCAUCUUAUGUGAAACUCACUUGCCAAUCUUGGUCGCACUGGGAAGAUUCAAGAAUUUAAGUGUCCUUAAUGCAAGUAGGACAGAACUGAGUUCACAAUGCCUGCAAAUAAUUGCCGAUGAUUUAUUAAGUCUUCGUUACCUAAACAUUUCUAGAACACGUGUGACAGAUAUUACUCCUCUUCUAAAUAUUCGUGAGCGGCUGAAUGGGCUCAUAAUGCAUCGUCUGCAGCUAGAAAGGACAGAGGAUAUCGAGAAGUUACUGUGUAAUGUAGUGGAACUUCACCAACUUCGUAUACUUGAUGUGUCUGACAAACCACGUACUAAUACCGGGAGAUUUAAUGCUGUUGAUAAACUUUGUUCCUCUGAAGCUCUGCCGUUCCUGGAACACAUAGACUUGUCAGGAAAUCAGUUUGGGUUAAAACUCAGUGAUGCAAGGACUUUGCUUGAGAACCAUCCGAGACUUACAUUUGCUGGGUUUGCUUCCUGGCUUUCUAGUCAUGAACAUGAGUUGGAGGGAAUUUACAGACUAUCUCAUCAGUAUCCUCAUAUUACAAUGCUGGGAGACAGAGGCGAUGAAUUACUAUUGAAUACUUUGACGCGUAAUAAAGAUAGAGCCUUUUACCUCCAACAUGCGCUUCACAGUAUCUUCGAGGCUACUAGCAACCGUGAGUGUGUUAAACCAGAUCUUCUACAGGCUGUUUUACGUGUGAUGAGGUUACACUUGAGAAGAAUGGAAAUGAUAUUGGCUGGGACGGCUGUGAUAUACAACUUGACACGAAGUGAGCAAAGCAACCAACUUCCCUUAGAUCUGUUGAAUCGCGCCGUCCGUAUGACUUUAACUGCUAUGGAAAAGUUUCCAGAUAAUAGACAGUUACAGAAGAACUGCUUUUUGACGUUGUGCAGUGAUACUGUACUUUAUCGUGCCACUUUCAAUUGUAUCCAGUGUUGUGAAUUGGUUUUCAACAACCUGCUUGCGUUUGAUGACAUUCAUAUGAAACGUAUGGGUGUGGCAAUAAUUUCAAUACUGGCUGCUGAGAUCUCCACGUCUGGAUUAUCCGAUUUAGCUAGAGAUCCAAGGAGAAUUGAAUGUCUUCUGAGCUAUGUUGCUGAUAAAUGCCUCUUGGUAUCAGAUGUACCGGAUCUUGGUUCGUGUUUACGUAGUUAUAUGCCACAGUUGCGUCUGCGCACUGAAGGACCGCCGAUUUUUGACACCACCUUGAGGUUUACUUUAUCUGCCCUAUGGAAUCUAACUGAUGAAUGCCCUGAAGCUUGUUUAAGAUUUGUCCGCCAGGGUGGUUUAAUUAUUUAUGAAAAAGUUUUAAAGCGAUUCGCUGAUCAAAAUGAAGAGACUAAGAACCAUGUCUAUACAAAGUGUCUUGGCCUGCUUAACAAUGUUGCGGAAGUUGAACAGACGCGUGAAACCUUAUUGAAAGAAAGUUUAAUGAACUUCUUUUUUAAAAUGCUCAGACAUCCAUGUAUUCAAAUUAGUUAUUUUGCUGCCGGUAUUAUUGCUCAUCUGUCUUGUUUGAAAGACGACACUUGGAUGCGCAAUAUUCAGUCUAGUAAAGAAAGUUAUGUUAAAUUAUUGGGUCAAGCUGUUUGUAACUGGCAGCCACCACAAUCUGAAAUGGUAGCAUAUCGUUCUUUCGAGCCUUUUGGUUUGUUAGUUUUGCACCCGGAAAGUCGUUUAGAGAUACAUCUGUGGGCUGUUUGGGCUAUACAUCAUAUUUUAACGCGGAAAGGUAGAGUUAUUUAUUCAUUUAUUAAUUAUAACCGUAAACACAAUGUGAUAUUCUAGUUGAAGUGAUUAGUAUACCUUGACAAAUUGAAUUAGUUGAUGCAGGCCCAUUUACUGACCUAAUACUAUUCCUUAAAACGAGUUUAUUUAUUUUACUGUAUGAUUGCAUUACUGCUUGAAGUUAAAUGACACAAAUACUGAAAAUUCUGUUUAACGCCUAUGUUAAGCAAUCAGAUCAGUAUUUAAAUGUGAUUGAGCUAAUCCAUGAGAACUGGAAGUUAAUCUUUACUGUUAUUAAAUUUACAUAGUAGAAUAAUUUUGUUUGGUUAAACAGCCGAUGUUACAGUAUUAUCUAUUCACUGAUGACGCUUCAAGCACAAAUUGUUACACUUAGUGCUAUCAAUGUAACAUUGUAUCACUAUGCGUUUUGUCGAAUAAAAUUAUUCACUUGUACACAUAUAAUCUACUACAGUGCCCAAUUUACUUGGAAUGUCGGAAAGUUUCCGAGGAAUAAUGAUAAAGUACUCCAAUGGGAAGUCAGUGCUACUAUACGGAUCAGAGACUUGCACUGCGCGUCAUAAAGACCAUCUCAAACAAACUACAGACCUUCAUUAACAGUUGUCUUUGCUCAGUACUCAAGAUCAGAUGACCGGCCAGAAAACAUCAGCAACAGGGUAAGAUCUCUGGGAGCGAACCAACCAGGAACCGAUUGUGAAACAAAUAGGCAGGAGGAAAUGGAGAUGGAUUGCACUUACUCUUAGGAAACCAUCAAGUGACAUCACUAGACAAGCCCUUGAGUGGAACCCGAAAGGGAAGUGGCGAGUUGGUCGUCAGUGCAAGGGUGACUUGGAGGAGGUCAUGUAAAGAGGAGAUGAAAACAUGUGGGCAAACUUGGAGCCAGGUGAAGACUCUAGCAGAGAACCGAACGCAAUGGAGACGCACGGCUGUAGCCCUAUGUUCCUGUAGGAAUUAAAGGGUACAAUAAUAAUAAUAAAAUAAUAAUACAGUAGGAAGAAACUCACUGCAGAAUUGUCAGACACCAGUAACUCUUAGGUGAAAUUCAGAUACCUUUCGGUUUCCGAAAUAAACUGAAUAUGGACGUUAGAAAAACUGUUGUUGAUUAGACGAAUGUCAGUAGACUCCAGUUCAUAUCUUCUUUGAUCAUUACCUGUGAGAAGUAAAUAUUUCAAUGGUGGUUUAUAUGUUCACAGUCCCUUUCAGGUAUGCUGGGAUGAUGAGUGGCAUCAUACAUCAUCAUGUUAAUGUAUGAAAUUCAAUAACUGCAUUAAGUUUUGCUGCGAAUGUCUUGCCCGAACAGAUUUUUCAUGUACAAGGGUAAGAGCCACACUUUUCUUGUGUGGUUUGAUGUUACUGUGGUGAGAGCUGUCUUCAAGCGAAAAUUGUAAACAACAAUUUACGUCAGUGUUUGCACCCCGAAUCGGGGUCAUGAGGAAAAAUAAGAACAAAGCCUAACCUUGAGAAACUGAACAAUCAAUCACAGCAAACUUAGCGUGUGCAAAUACGAUUCGCAGAUAUAUAGGCAACUUUCUAAGCAACGGUCACAAGCAGUACAGAAUAACCUUUAGCAAGAAAAACCAAUCAGAAGACGUUGUUUCUCUGCUAAAAUAACGAAUAAUUAUGUACAUAAAAAUAUAUAAAUGUCUGUUGUUUUUCUCAAUAAGCGAUCUUUUGCCUGGCCCUUGUCUUCUGUCGUUACAAUACUACCCACUUGCCCAGGCUAGAGUAUUUUGUGGAAUGCGUCUUUAAUCCGUGACCCAUCGGCUGAAAACCAAGUGCUCAAGGAAAUGGGCUACAUCUUUACAAUGAAUAUAUGUUAUACAAUGGGACAGCAUACAAAGUUAUACAGUGUUAUACGAUUAAAGAAUGUGCAAGUGUGGAGCCUUACAGUCCUACAUAUUCCAUGAUGUUAGUGACAGAAGCACGCCUGUUGGAAGUAUUUUUUUUAAUGAGGAAAAAAGAUGCGUUAUGUACCCGUGUUAUGCGAAUGUCAACCGCUUUUAUCAUUUCUACGAUUAGUUGUUUCUUUUGAUGAAGCAGUUCUCUGUGCGCAUAGCUUGCAACGGCAGUUAUCCGACCAAACGUCUCAUGUUUCUGGCACACAAUUUCAUGAUGCUGAUAAUUCCAAGGAAAGUGCCAAUCCUACCAGAUUAUCACCUGUUUCAUAUGAUACUGCUUAUAACCACUCUGUCAGUGAAUCUUCUCAUUCAUUGUUUUCCGAGCGUCUCACUGAACCGUCUGUUGCAACUGGAGGUGUCAGUGAUUGCUGCAUGUCAGACAGUCAACUUCCUCAGUCUUCUAGACAUUCUUCAACUGUAGGACAUAUUGAGCCUGUAGGACAAAGUGCUGCUGGCGUCGCCGCAUUCGUAGGACCUGACGAAUCCCAGCUCGCCUGUGCUAGACUUAUUCGUAAAAUGGCCUUAGAGAUACUUGCAUCAGUAGAAAGAACGUUGCCUACAUUACAGUCCACUUCUAUUAUUAAUAAUAAUAAUAUUAAUAUUAAGAAUAAUAACAGACAGUGUAAUGCAGUCAAUUGUCAAUGUUAAACAGCGGAAUCAUUUAUCACUAAGAUGUGCUACUUGCGCUUUUCUGGUGGUAACCGGUUUCAUACCCUCUUUAUUUCUUCAUCUCAAAAUACCCAUGGAAGUUGAUCUAUCUUUAAUUUCAUAUGUGAUUAUUUCGACGAAUUCACAUGAAUGAAUUGUUUGCUUCAUUCAUUGAAUGACACUUAUUUUUAAUUUAUAUAUGCUUUAAAUUUUACUCUUUCUAAUUCUUCUAUAAAUAAUAUCGUCAAUAUAUAUAUAUAUAUAUAUAUAUAUAUAUAUAUAUAUUCAAAUGCUGAGAAGUCCACUUAACUAUCAUAUCCCAUUAUAUAUCAGAUUGAAAAAUAUUUUUCCUUUUUUUUUAAUUAAAUGGGUUUAAUAGCAUCUGCUUAUUUAAUUUCUGUUAUGUAUGCGUGUAUGGAUGGCUAUUUGUUUUUUUCUUUUCAAUUUGUUUUCAAACAUUUACGUUUCUAUGCACACAUGUACUCUUUGUUUUGUUGUUUUUUGGUGUUAAAAAGGCUUACUACUGUACAUCCAUCAUCAUCUAUCUACUCUAGGUGAUUUCUUUGAACCAAAUACUUUCUUAUCACAGUGUCUUUCAUGUAUUUAAAUAAUAUUGUGUGUGUGUGUGUGUGUGUGUGUGUGGUGUAAACAAGUUUUCAUCAACUACUUUCAAUGCAAAAUUCGCUAUUAGUAAUGUGUAUUUAAAUGUAUUCUUAAACUGAUCUACUCUCUGCUGUGAACUUUCAUAGGACAAUUGACUUCCUUCAGUUUAUCCUCCUGGAGAUUUAAGUUGUUUUCUAAUAUCUUUUUAUUAAAAAGAAUGCUUCUUUGUCAUAUUAUUUUCCUUAAUUUGAUUUAAUUUAAUUUUUCCUUUCAAAAGUCAUUUUUCAAAAUGUCCUUUUCUUUAUGCGUUCAUUAUUGCAUUUACAAUAAUUAUACACAAACUGUCAUUGUUUACGUUUAAAGACAACUUCUAAAUACUCCCUAUGGACAUGUUGUGUUGUGUAUACAUGGUCAGGCAGUCAGUCAGUCAUACAUUGAAAUAACUCAUAAAGACUUGUUUGGUCGGUGGAUGAUAAUUUCUGCUUUUCACAAUUCAUUAUUAUAUAUCUGGUAAAAAAAUGUUUGCAUAUUUGUUGUUUGCACCUUUUGCUGUUUCUUAAUCUGUCUCUUGAUUGGACUUCAAUUGUCUUCCGUUGACUAUUUCUGUAUAAUACUUAUUGUUAUUCACUUAUUAUCCAUACUUUUCUCAUUUGUGUAUAGACGUGUAAUUUCAUUUCAGAUAUGGUUUCAUUUUAGAUUCAUUAUUAUUAUUAUUAUUAUUAUUGUACUUGUCGGUAUCAUUAUUUUUUUGUAUUAUUUCUUUGACCCUUGUUUUGUCAUUUAACAGAAAAGACUCGGUAUAUAUAUAUAUAUAUAUAUAUAUAUAUAUAUAUAUAUGAAUUCAUUGUUUAUAUUAACAGUUUUAUAUUCAAUUGAUGACGAGGCAUACAGCCAAAUGCAUAUGAAUAUCUCCAUUAUAGUUGACCAGUAAUCGAAAUACACUUCAUUCAGUAUUUCUAAUAAAUUACACCUCCUUAAUAUUUAUUUAAUGAACUUAAUGAUUAAAUCAAAUUAUUAACAGUGGAUGUACAUUCAAAGUUUGGUAUUGUUGUGAAAUAAUUUAAAAGAAGCAAUGUUUAUUAGUAGGGUGUAUUUCUAAAAUAAUUUUAUAGCUUGUUUGCAAAGCCAAUGGCUUUUCCUUCUGAAUUGAAGUUUAUAAUAACAGACAGUUUAAUCCCUACUCUUAAAGUUGUUUGUGUUUGUGAAUAGGAUUCCUGUUAUUUUCCAAACAAGGUGGUGAUAUAUCAUUUCGUUGCUUUCAAAAAUCUCAGUUAUUUCACUGCCAUCGUCAGCAGCCUACUUUGUUUAUCGUUUCUCCUAGUAGACCUGUGUGUCUAGGACUUCUUGCUGUACACCUUAUAUAUAUAUAUAUAUAUAUAUAUAUAUAUAUCAGUACUUGUAUGAUAUUUUCCGUGAUAUCAAGGAUUAAGUGUACCCUAUCUAUAUCUGUAUUGGCUUCACAGAGCUGAGUAUAUUACUCACUUCUUAGAGGACAUGUAUCUGCUAAUUAGGUAUGCAUAUUCUACAGAAUGCUGAUAUUUCUUGGCUUAGAAUUGUCUGCAGUGUUUAUUAUUCUGAGUUAAAGUGAAAUGUAUUCAAAUGAACGAGAAUAAUAGCAAAAUAAUGAUAUCUAAAUGUUGUUAUGUUAAAGGUCAAUGUGUAGUACCUAACAGUUUAUCAGAUAAUAAUAUGCACUUCCCAGUGUUACAUUACUCUUAAAUAAUUUCACUUACUAUUUAAAAUUCUUCAACUAUUGUAUAUCCUUCAUUUCUGUACAAUUAAUAGAUGUUGGAAAAUAAAAACAAGUAGUUUAUCUACCUUAGAUUAUUCUUUUUUUUGUUUUUGUGUGCUAUUU